Messenger RNA from Argiope bruennichi, 1466 nucleotides. RefSeq names its product UMP-CMP kinase-like (gene Dak1). NCBI's taxonomy places the organism in Eukaryota, Metazoa, Arthropoda, Arachnida, Araneae, Araneidae. Gene Ontology annotation, biological process: CDP biosynthetic process; UDP biosynthetic process; 'de novo' pyrimidine nucleobase biosynthetic process. The transcript has 7 exons. Bases 136 to 753 code for a protein of 205 amino acids. Gene Ontology annotation, cellular component: nucleus; cytoplasm. The record is from RefSeq and is a predicted model, not a curated record. Gene Ontology annotation, molecular function: ATP binding; UMP kinase activity.
UAUGAAUGCUUACGUGUGUGAGUUGUAAACUUUUGAAUGUUUUGAUUGUAAAAAGUUGUAGCGCGAUUAGAUCGAUAAUCAUUUUUGCAGUUCAUUAAUAUUUAUGCUCUUUCAUACCACUUUUAAAGGUAAUGCAUGAGAUUUAGAAUCUUUCAAUCUAUUUUAAAAAUGGCUUCAAAACCCAAAGUUGUCUUUGUAUUGGGAGCUCCUGGUGCUGGAAAAGGUACUCAGUGUAAAAAAAUAGUUGAGAACUUUGGUUUUGUCCAUUUAUCUGCCGGUGAUCUUUUGCGAGCUGAAAGGAAUACUCCUGGAUCCCAAUAUGGUGAACUCAUUGAGAAUCAUAUACGUAAUGGAACCAUUGUACCUGUUGAAAUUACUUGCCGUCUAAUUGAAGAGGCAAUGAAACAAUCUUCAAGUAAUAAAUUCUUGAUUGAUGGUUUUCCACGUAAUAAGAACAACUUAGACGGCUGGAAUCAAGAAAUGGGUGAAAAAGCGGAUGUUCGAUUUAUUUUAUUUAUUGAUUGCUCUGAAGAUGCAUGUAUUGAAAGAUGCUUGAAAAGAGGUGCUGAAGGUAGUGGGCGCUCCGAUGACAAUAUUGAUAGCUUAAAGAAGAGAUUUCGAACCUUUCAUGAAGAUACAUUGCCCAUUGUAAAUCAGUUUAGUGAGAAAGGCAUGGUUUUAAAAGUGGAUGGAGGUCAAGAUCCUGAUACAGUUUUCCAGAAAAUCCGAGAAUUAUUUGAAAAGCAUUCAUAAAAUUGUAUUCCUGAAACUGAUCAAAUUAUGGGUUCAUACAUUUUUUUAAAUCAGUUAUAAAGAAACAAGUUUAUCUGCACAUUGUAUUAUUGUGCAAUUAUGUUAAAUAUUUUAGCUAGAAUAGUGUAAGGACUUAAAAUUUUGUAAUUGACUGUAGAGAUUAUUCGUUUAAUCUGUUUUUAUAAUAUUUAAAUGUGGUAAAUGUUUUGCUUAGCUAAGAAUUAUGUGGCAGCCUUGUAUUGUGGGUAAAUCGUUAAUAUGCUUGUUGAAACUAUAAUAUAUAUACUGUUAAUCACUUUUAAUACAAUUUAUUUAAAAUCUUUCAAAAAUGGAUAAAAAUUUUAUAUUUAAUGAAUUUUCUUAAAUCUAUAUGAAAAACUAACCAACGACUAGAGAUUUUAUUAUGAGUGCUUUCUAAACUGUACAGAAUUAUAGUUGUGAGAUUUCAUCAUUUCCUCUUGUAGAUUACUAUCAUUUUUCUUUUUUAUUUAUGUAGGAUUUAGACAUGUAAUCUUUUAUAUGUUUGAUUUUUUUUUAUCACUUGCAGUAUUUUUACUUGUUUAAGAGCUUAGAUCUUUUUCUGCUUGAUUUGUAUAGUAGUUAUCAAACUUGGUAACUUUUUGUUCACAUUCAAUUUAAUGUAUAAUUAAUAUAAUUAUAUAUAAAUCUCAAAUUUAUUAUGUACAAUGUAUCAGUAUAGCUUUCUGAAUCUU